Aspergillus uvarum CBS 121591 is the source of this 591-nucleotide messenger RNA. Its product is annotated as MARVEL domain-containing protein. Bases 1 to 591 code for a protein of 196 amino acids. The record is from RefSeq and is a predicted model, not a curated record. NCBI's taxonomy places the organism in Eukaryota, Fungi, Ascomycota, Eurotiomycetes, Eurotiales, Aspergillaceae. The transcript has 2 exons.
AUGUGGUUCCUCCUCCUCCGCCUCUUCAAGUUGGGCUUCCAAGCCCGCAAGACCCACAAAGCCAAAAAGAACGGCACCUACGACCCUUCUGGUGCAUCCUUCCCCCUGUCCACGUCCAGCAAAACCGGCACCACCACCACCACCAUCACCACAAAUAACAUCCCGGCGCACCUCCGCUACAGCCAACCAAAACACUACCUCAACCUGUUCCUGCACAUCCUGCAACUAGCCUUCGGACUGACGGCGCUGGCCCUCUACGCGCACCACAUCCACACCAUCCACGACUCCGCCCCGACCGCCUCCGCAGCGCCCAAGGAUGUGUACGCGAUCGUGACAGCCCUGCUAGCCUGCAGCACCGCGAUAGCGUACCUCGUGCUGAGGCACUACAUUUUUAAGGGAAGGGUGCCCCUGGCGCGGCGGGAGGGCUGGCAGCUGCCCCUGUUUGUGUGGGACGCGGUGCUGUGUGUGCUGUGGUUGACGAUGUUUGGGAUCUUUGGGACGGAGUAUCUGGGCAAGAAGACUGCCACCGAGAGUGGGGAGAGCAGGAGGAUGAGGCAUGCGGUUUGGGUGGAUUUGGAGGGGUACCGAUAG